AUGGACGCUACACGACGAGUCUUAUGUAACAAUCAUGAAUUGUUCAAUCCUAUGCUCGCCAUGGGAAUGCAGAUUUCCUUAAUCCUUGUUCUUUCUCAUCUUUUUCAAAUUGUCUUGAAGCCACUCGGUCAGCCCGGACCCAUUUCUCAGAUUCUGUCCGGUUUCGUGUUGGGUCCUUCUUGUAUAUCUCGUAUACAGUACAUUAAACGUGUGUUUUUCCAAGACAUGUCUGGUGAUUACUACGAAACAAUGGCAUUAUUUUCUCGAAUAAUUUUCAUGUUCUUAAUCGGACUCGAGACCGACAUAGGUUACCUAGUUCGAAACCUACGUUCCGCAACUACAAUCGCGGCCGGCGGUUGCAUAACAUGCACCAUCUUUGCGGCCGCGAUAACACCUUUCAUAUACCACCAAACCGCCGCCCACGGUCCGACUUUCACUAUGGUCUUGAUGCUGGCGGUUGUCUUCUCGAACGCGGCCGCGCCAUUCGUGAUUAGAAUCGCGGUGGAGCUUAAGUUUGCGACGACGGAUUUCGGUAGGUUGGUUAUUUGUUCAUCGUUGAUUAGCGACAUGUACGCGGUUUUGUUGGUUGUGAUUAGCUCGAGGUCGAAGCAUAGUCGGUCUUUGAUGACAUGGUUACUAUACGGGUUACUCGCGUUGGUUCUUGUUAUAGCGGUUAUAGUGGCGAAUAUGUAUUUGACGAAUUGGUUGAACAGGAAGAACCCUAAUGAGAAACACUUGAAGAACACGGAAGCGUUUAUUAUUCUUUCAAUCAUUGUGAUAACCGCGAUGAUUAUUGAGUAUAUGGGUUUUAAUAGUAUGAUUGCUUGUUUUUUAUUGGGGUUGAUGUUUAGAAGAGCUGGGAAAACUACGAGGACUUUGUUGCCGAAAUUGAAUUAUGCGGUUCAUAACUUUAUAUAUCCGGUUUAUUUAGGGUAUGUCGGGUUUCAAGCUGAUAUUACGAGUAUAAAUAGUUUGCAAGGUUUGUCUUGUGUUGUGGUUGUGGUUUUGUUGGGUCUUGGAGGGAAGAUUACGGGAACUUUGGCGGCGUGUCAUCAUCUUGGAAUUUCGCUAAGGGAAGGGGUUCUCUUUGCCUUUCUUAUGAAUGUUAAAGGACAUGUUGAUCUUGUUGCAUUGUCAAUUGGUCUUCAAAAUAAAGUAAGUCUUUUUACUUUAGAAAACAGUUUAUUACUUAUAAUGCAGAUUGUAACAAGUCCCGAUUUUUAUCCAUUGAUGGUUGUAACUUUAGUGGUUAACACAUUAAUAGUCGGACCAACAAUAGUCUGCAUGGUUCGAAGAGAAACCGACACUUUAGGUUACGGCCAUCUUUCACUCGAAUGGCAAGAUCCAGAAGUCGAACUAAGAAUGUUAGUAUGCGUUCACGGACCACGCCAUGUUGCAACAAUGGUCGGACUCAUAGCGGCCUUACGAGGCCCCGACCGAGGCCCCGUAAACGCAUUCAUGAUGCAUCUAAUCGAACUCCCCGAAAAAACCAACACCGACCUAAUGUACCACCAACGAGAAGACGACGAGCUAAGUGACGACGAUGCCUACGGAGGAAACGACGUUGUCGAAAUCAACCAAGCCGUCGAUAACUUCAACGCGGAAACCGGCGUUUUAAUUCAUCAAACAAAAGCCGUCUCCCCAUUCUUAAACAUGCAUUCCGACGUUUGCGAUCGAGCAGAGGGAAUGCGCGCGUCAAUGAUCUUCCUCCCAUUUCACAAACAUAGAAGAAUCGACGGGAGGAUGGAAACGGGGAAAGAUGGAAUUCGAACCGCGAAUCAGAAAGUUCUACGUCACGCGAAAUGCUCUGUCGCGAUUCUCGUCGAUCGCGGUAUCUCGCGAUCGUCGCAAUCGUCGGGGGCAGAGUCUUUGCAGCAAGUGGCUACUUUGUUCUUUGGAGGACCGGAUGAUCGUGAAGCAUUAGGGUUUAGUAAACGAUUGGGCAUGCAUCAUCAUAUGAACUUAACUAUUAUUAGAUUUUUACCGGAAUCAUCGAAAGGUGGACAAUAUGUCGGUGUUAAUAUUGCACAUAAAGAGGAUAACGUUGUUAUGGCGGUUACUGAUCGAGAAGCCGAGAAUGAAGCCGACACUGCCAUGCUUACCGAUUUCUACAACAGGUAUGUGACGACGGGAAUAGUGGGAUAUGUGGAGAAAUACGUUGAGAACGGGAAUGAUACGGCGUCGGCGUUGAGAGAAUUGGCGGAUUUGUAUACUUUGUUUAUUGUGGGAAAAGGUGGAAGAGGACAAUCGCCAUUGACGAUUGGAAUGAGCGAUUGGGAAGAAUGUCCAGAGUUGGGGACAGUUGGAGAUUUAUUGGCGUCUUCAGAUUUUGAUACGAGUGGUUCUGUUCUUGUUGUUCAACAACAUAGAAUAUCGAAGAAUGAGGAUGAUAAAUAAUAGAUAAUUAAUUUAGAUAGAAAAAACAACAUUUAUAUAUUUUUUUCA
Molecule: messenger RNA, 2445 nt
Organism: Impatiens glandulifera
Lineage: Eukaryota; Viridiplantae; Streptophyta; Magnoliopsida; Ericales; Balsaminaceae
Product: cation/H(+) antiporter 2-like
Exons: 4
Coding region: 1-2397 (798 amino acids)
Biological process (GO): regulation of pH; proton transmembrane transport
Cellular component (GO): membrane; endomembrane system
Molecular function (GO): antiporter activity
Source: RefSeq, a predicted model, not a curated record